Messenger RNA from Artibeus jamaicensis (Jamaican fruit-eating bat), 3201 nucleotides. It is a transcript of the gene RUFY4, whose product is annotated as RUN and FYVE domain containing 4. The coding region runs from base 530 to 2260 and encodes 576 amino acids. NCBI's taxonomy places the organism in Eukaryota, Metazoa, Chordata, Mammalia, Chiroptera, Phyllostomidae. The record is from RefSeq and is a predicted model, not a curated record. The transcript has 11 exons. Gene Ontology annotation, biological process: positive regulation of macroautophagy.
UGUCUUGAGGAUGGUGACUGCUCGGGGGAAGCUUCCCAUGGGGAAGUGGGGCGGCUUCCCUCCGCCCAGCCUGCACACACCAGCAUGGACAGGGCUGCUCACAUCAGGCCAGUGCUGACAGCACCGGCCCUUGUAAGCACACGGACCUGAGUUCGAAUUCUAGUUUCAUAGUUUGGAGCUUUGUGACCUUGGGUAAGAGACGUACCCUCUCUGAGCCCCCGUUCCACCUUGCAGAAAAUGGAGUUGGUGACCUUCCAAGGUCAUUGUGGGGUCUGAAUGAGACAAAGGUAUCAGGCACCCAGGAGCUGCUCCACAAGUGGGGGCCGCACCCUCAUCUUCCCACACUGGCCCACAAGGGCUAGGGUUGUAUCCUGCCAGUGAACCCACUGUGACCCUGGAGGCACUGCAUUUCUGCUCUAGGCCCUGGGUCUUCCUUUGUGUAAGGAGGGGACUGGACAGCUGACCUCAGGGGCUCCUUCCUGGACAGAACUUCCGUAGCCACAAGGAAUCAUAUUAUCUUCAAAUACGCAUGGCAGAAGAGGGGGCUGCCCUCAAGGUCACCAGGGACCUGAAAGCUGCUGUCUCUGCCAUCCUCCAGGGCUAUGGGGCCGGGCAUCGGGUGACAGACGCCAGCGCUGAGCUGCACAGACUCUGUGGCUGCCUGGAGCAGCUGCUGCAGUUUGACCAGAAGCAGCAAAAGAGCUUCCUGAGGCCGCCGAAGGACUACUGGGACUUUGUUUGCACUGCCCUAUGGCGGCAGCGGGGGAACACAGAGCCAGCCCGCUUUGUCCACGCACAGGACAAGUUGAAGACGCCCCUGGGGAGAGGCCGCGCCUUCAUCCGCUUCUGCCUCGCCCACGGACAGCUGGCCGAGUGGCUGCAGCUCUGCCUCCUGAGCCCACAGCUCACCAGGGAAUGGUAUGGCCCCCGCAGCCCUCUGGUGUGCCCUGAACUCCAGGAGGACAUCUUGGACUCCCUCUAUGCUCUCAACGGGGUGGCCUUCGACUUGGACCUGCAGCGGCCAGACCUGGACGGGGCUUGGCCCAUGUUCUCAGAGUCCCGCUGCUCCAGUUCCAGCCGGACCCAGGGGAGAAGACCCAGAAAAAACAGAGAUUCCCCAGAGGAGGUGCUUCUGCCUGACCUUCACUCUCAGAUCUCAGCUGUGAAUGGAAGCCCCAAAGGAGUCCUGCCAGGGGAGCCACAUACCAGCCAAGCCAGUGGUCUGCAAGACGCACCAGCAGACCAGUUGGCUGGACUCCUUACAUCCCAGCAAAAGGGGCAUCUUUUGGAAGUGAAGAAAGAAGAUCCCAGAAGCCUCAGGGUCCCCCACAGCAUGUGGGAACUGGAGGGGGAGGAGCUGCAGCAAGACCAGGAGAUGGGAGCCCCAAGGGCGAGCAUCCGCCUGGGAAACUUAACACUCAGCAUCCAGGGUCAGGGGGAGGGGGCCAAGCGGGCUGUGAAGGAGGUGGUAGAGACAGAGCAGGAGGGCAGAGGGGUUCUGCUGAGUGCAGGGGCUCAGAGAACAACAGAGGGGACUCAUGAAAGGGAAGCAGAGUGGGGUCAUGUCCAGAGGCUGCUGGUCUCCAGCUCCAGAGGGACAAAUGAAGACACAGUGUCAAGGAACAGACAGGAGUGCAAGGUGCCUGGCAUUCUGGGGGAGCCCAGCGUCCUUCAGAGCCUGGGAACAAAGGGAGGCUCCACCACCAAGAAGCCACGGGAGCAAACAGGAGGGACUAGUGUGACCAGGACAGAAGAAGAGCAAGCAGACAUGGCCUUGCAGGAUGUGGUCGAGAGCCUCAGACUUAGGCUCCGGAAGACCGAGGAGCAAGCCCAGCACCAGGAGCAGCUGCAGAAGGAGCAGGACAGGCAGCUGAAGGCACUGCAGGAGCAGCUCAUCAGGUGCCAGGAAGAGAGAGCCCGGCUGCAGGCAGAGCUGGAGCAGAAGCGACAGGAGGCUGAAAGGAGGGGCGCCGUGUACGAGGAGGAGCUCCGAGGGCAGCAGGACCUGGUCCUUGCCGUGAAGAGGCGGGUGUUAGAACUGAUUCGAGAGAAGGAUAACCUGUGGCAGAAGGUUCAGCACCUCUCUUCUGUGGCCCCUGGAGGCUGUAUCGGCUGUAGCAAGGUCUUUGGCCGGCUCUCUCGGCGGUACCCAUGCAGGCUGUGUGGAGGCCUGGUUUGCCAUGCCUGCUCUGUGGAUUACAAGAAGCAAGAGCACCGCUGCCCAUCCUGUGCCCAGCAAGGAGAAGCCCAGGUCAUCUAAUCAAGACCCACCCAGGACUGGCCAUCCCACCCCACCUCCCCUCUGCCCUCCCAGAACCUGUGGUCUGACCAGCACUACCUUCUAGAACUUGGUCACUUAAGGCAGAUAGCACUUGAGUUGCCAGACUGUGGUGUGGAGGAUGAAAGGAGCCAGGUUAGCAGGCAGGAGACAGGGUCAAGCCCUGCAUCUACCACUGAAGAGUUGGGUGACUCAGUCAAAGCUCUCAGCUCUCUGGACGUUUUUCCUGUAACACGCAGAAACAUCAGGCACCAUGCCAUGUACUCUAAGGUCCUUGUGGGCUCAGAAAGUCCUUGACUGUGUUGUGUAUAAGACCCAACAGCCUGACUUUCUUCUCCACAUGCCCCCUCUCCCAGGCCACCCUCCACAACACUGCACUGUCUCACGGUCCUCAGGAGCUUUCUGUCUGGGGUCUGUUUUUGUUCUGCUUUGUUUUUAACAGCUUUCCCAAGGUUCUACUAACAUAUAGUACACUUCACAUAAAUUAAACAAUUUGAUGACCUUUGACUUUAAUUCAUACCCAUGAAAUCGUCACCGUACUCAAAAGAAUGAACAUAUCCAUCAGCCCCAAAGUUUCCCCUGCCCUUUGUAAUCUCUCCCGCCCCCUCCUCUCCUCAUUCCCAGGCAACCACUUACCUGCUUUCUGUCACUAGCAACCAGCUUGCAUUUUCUAGAUUAUAUGUGUACACAUAUAUAUAAUUUUAUAUAAAUUACAUAUAUAGUACUUUAUAUAAAUGGAACCAUACCGUCUGCCUUCUUUCACUCAGCAUAAUUAGUCUGAGGUUCUUCCACAUUGUUGUAUAUGCCCGUAGUUCCUUUGUACUUUUCAGUAGUGUGCCACAGCAUGGAUAUACCACAUUUGUUCACCCUUUUCACCUAUUGCUACACAUUUGGGUUGUUUCUAAUUUGAAGCUAUUACAAAU